Messenger RNA from Rhodotorula toruloides NP11, 1566 nucleotides. RefSeq lists its product as uncharacterized. Lineage: Eukaryota; Fungi; Basidiomycota; Microbotryomycetes; Sporidiobolales; Sporidiobolaceae. The coding region runs from base 1 to 1566 and encodes 521 amino acids. The record is from RefSeq and is a predicted model, not a curated record. The transcript has 19 exons.
AUGACGCCUUCGAUCUUCGACUCAACUGCUAGAGCUCGCACCCGGCUCGAGAAGGAGGGGCACACAGUUCUCUCGCCACCGCCCUCGGCCGGUGACGUCUCGAAGGAGCAUGCUCGACGAGCCAUGGGGAUGAGGGGCGCGGUGCCGGAUGAUCUUCGGAAGGACGUGCUCCGUGAGAUGCACGACCAGCACGCGCAAGACGUCGCCAAGGCGUUGCAGGAGCACGACGAUGAGGCUGUGAAGCGCCUUCACGACGACCGCAAGAUGAUGCGAGAGUACAAUGACUUCGCGCCGCAGUCCAAGACGUUCCACAAUGUCCGCAUCCCGGUGCAGAUUCUCGACCAAGAGGAGCACCAUCUCCAGCUCUUCAAGCCGCGUCUACAGAGCUUCGUCAAGAGGCUGCUUCCCGACGUCAGGCCCGACGACUACGAGAAGCGCGCCUACCUCGAACAGCGACGCAUCGAAGAGUUGGGGGACGAGAUUCACCGGCUGGACGAAGUGGCGAAGAAGGAGUUGGCCGAAGAAGCCAUGAAGACGCAGCUCGCUCGUCUCGCCCAGCAGCGCUACGAGCUAUUCGAUGGACUCCCGCGCGCAUUCCGAUCCGCGACGGAGGAGAUGUCCUUCGAGGAGGAAAAUCGCAAGAUCGUGCAGCUCUUGACUUCGCAUGGUGGCAUCGAGUACUGCGAGGAGGAGUUGCACGAGUGGAUCAAAGCCGAGAUUGCUCUUCAGUGCCUCCGGCACCCUGACAGGUUCGCAGGCAUGUCGCAUGCCGAACCAGGGUCAUACGGCGAGGUCAAAUUCGCCGUACGUACAGCGGAGCGCAUUGCCGAAGGCAUUGCGUCGAGCCCGGAGAAACUGCGCGCCACUCUGUGCCAGUCUUUCUUCACGAACACGGCGCAUCAGGUCGCGGAGGGCAAUCUGCAGAACAUCCAGCUCGCGGCAAAUUCCGUCACUUUCGUCUACUUCAAGACGUACAAUGCCUGUCAAAUCGCGCGCCAGUUUGUUCGCCUGCACCUGCCUGACGAGCAACUUGCCGCCACGAUGCGCAAGUACCUGCGCGCCACUGUAUCCGAGUUGAAUGAUCCGCCUGCUCUGCCCGUGCAGCCCGUCAAAGCCGGCGAGGAGACUCUCGCCUCUCUGGCCCCGGCAGGACGAGCGCAGAUUACUCAAAGUCGGGACGAGACGCGGGACCUCCCAUCCGCGGCGGCAUCUGUGCUGCAGAGCUGCCUCGAGCGCGACAUCCAAGAUGCUAGAGCCAAAGCUCUCGCCGCUUUCCCGCCGGUCGAACCGACAGACGAGGAAGCCGAACGUCUUGCGGACCUUGUCGACACCCUCGUUGAGGGGAAACUUGACGCACACAAAUGGGUUCGGCUGCUCAUUGUGCAGCGAUGCUUGCUCGAGCCUGGCGAGUUCAGACGCGAGCUGGCGCGUGUCGAGCCAACUGGAUCCGUCAAGUCCGAGCUCAAAUAUUACUACAAGUUGUUCAUGGAUGAGCUGAGGAAGACCGGCAACCCCCUCACUGCAGGCGAGAACAUUCUGAGGUUUCUUGACGAGGAUGAAGCGUGA